Molecule: messenger RNA, 9030 nt
Organism: Sceloporus undulatus (fence lizard)
Lineage: Eukaryota; Metazoa; Chordata; Lepidosauria; Squamata; Phrynosomatidae
Gene: FAM13A
Product: family with sequence similarity 13 member A
Exons: 24
Coding region: 187-3279 (1030 amino acids)
Biological process (GO): signal transduction
Source: RefSeq, a predicted model, not a curated record
CAUGGAGAACUUUGCUGUUUUGGAGAGAAAUGUUCAAGGCCUGCUGGCUGGUUUUUGAGCCAGAAAGGAAAUGCAAAGCUUUGGGGGUUUUGUGGCUGGUUGAAGGGAGGACUGGGAAUCUCUCGCAAUCUGUCACUUAAUGCUUUCAUCCCUUCGGCAUCACUUCUUCCAGACAGCUCUGAAAGAAUGGGAGCAGGCGCAUUAGCCAUCUGUCAAAGUAAAUCAGCGGUGAGGCUGAAAGAAGACAUGAAAAAGAUUGCAGGUGCACCCAUGAAAGGGCAAAGGGGCGUCUCUUGUAGGAAAGUGUUCGGGGUGAGCCUUCAGGAGCUUCAGCAUCAGGGAUUGAGCACAAAUGGCAUUCCAGAUGUCGUGAGGGAUAUUGUUGAAUACCUGACUCAGCACGGUCUGAAACAGGAAGGACUUUUCAGGGUGAAUGGCAGUCUGAAAACAGUGGAACAACUGCGAGUGAAGUACGAGAGUGGAGAAGAGGUAGACCUGGUUGCAGACGGCGACAUCAGCUCAGCUGCCAGUUUGCUGAAAUUAUUUCUAAGGGAACUGCCAGAUCGUGUGAUCACCUCUGCAGCACAUCCAAAAUUCAUGCAGCUGUAUCAAGACACCAAACAGUAUGGUCUGAGUGCAAACACUUUAAGAGAACUCUUGAGGCAGCUGCCUGAAGCCCACUAUCAACUGUUAAAGUACCUUUGCCACUUCCUCAGGAGAGUCACUGAGCAUCACUCAGAGAAUAAGAUGAACAUUUCCAACCUUGCCACAGUUUUUGGACCAAAUUGCUUUUAUGUAUCUCCUGGCUUUGAAGGUAUGAAAGAGCAAGAGACCUGCAACAAAAUCAUGGUCAAGAUGCUGGAAAACUACAAUGCCUUGUUUGAGUGUGCACACAUGAAGAAGGCGACUGAAAUACACCCAUGUGAGGAGUUGUCAAAGAUUAUAUUGGUGAAAGAGGCCAGCUGUAAGCAGAAUGUGCCUAUCAUCCUGACAAGUGUUGAACGGGAAGUUCCAAAGCUGAAUCCAAGAAACAAGAUCACAAAGUGCAAACAAGAAGGCUCUUCUCUGGCAUAUUUAAUGCCGCAGCCAAGACACUCAGAUGGAAUUCCCCGGGUUAGCAUCCAUUUAACGGACAGUUCACGUUCAGAGGAGAUGGAUUUAGCUGAUGAAAUCUCCUUCAUAAGCAGUACUGCAUUCUUCACCAGCUCCCAAGAGGAUGAAAGGCCUAUGUCACCCUUCUAUCUGAGUGCUCAUGUGUCACAGGUUAACAACAACAACAUCGCUGCUACUGGAGAAUAUUUAGAAAAGACUAUCAGGUCAGCAGUUGAGCAGCAUCUUUUUGACGCUCAUGGCUCCGGGGGUCAAAGUUCUGAAGACUCUGAAUCCGGGACCUCAUCAACAUCUUCCAAUGUGUCUGCCAGACAGCGGAGGCGACACCAUAAAGAACAGGAUGAAGUCCGAAGAAACAAAGAGAGGGAGGUCAUCAAUAAAGAGAAUAUUCCUUCUGGCUUCAACAGCAUUGAAGAGUGUAUGCUGACAGCCCAGGAAGUGGAAAAAUUGCAAGAGAACGGCUCUGGAUACGUAGGAGAAAGGAGUAAACCAAAGCGACAGAAAUCUAGCACCAAACUUUCUGAGCUUAAUGAUAACCAGGACACUCUUCUGACAAUGGAAACAUUUGCUUCCCUGAGACCUGUGGACAGAGCAGGACCAGAUGAGAUGGAAGUGUUUUCUGAAGACAGCAAAGACAAUGAAAGUGAUGGUGACUUGUUAAGACAUUCUCAGAAUUUGAGCAUGAAGAUCCAGGAGCAUCCCAGCAUUCCUGAAAGCAAAUUACAGAGGAACCAAGAGACUGAUGGGCAAGAGGAGACCUUUGUAUCAGAAGUGCCUCGGCUGGACUUGACCACUUUGUGCAGCGACAACAACAACUGGGAAGAACCUGUCCCCGCUUUCUCCUCCUGGCAGCGUGAUGGCUUAGAUUCCGACGAAGCUCGCCUCUCUCCUCAGGCCGGCCGCCUCAUUCGUCAGCUUUUGGAUGAGGACAGUGAUCCAAUGCUGUCCCCUCGUUUCUAUGCCUAUGGACAAAGUCAGCAGUACCUUGAUGACACAGAAGUGCCUCCUUCCCCUCCCAAUUCACAUUCAUUCAUGAGGAGAAGAAGUUCAUCUUUGGGAUCUUAUGAAGAUGAUCGGGAGGAUUUAACACCCGCGCAGCUGACUCGCAGGAUUCAGGGGCUGAAGAAAAAAAUCAGGAGGUUUGAGGAAAAAUUUGAAGAGGAGAGGAAAUACCGACCAUCACACAGUGACAAAGCAGCCAACCUGGAGGUGCUGAAGUGGACAAAUGACCUUGCAAAGUUUCGAAAGCAGCUGAAAGAGUCUAAAUUGAAGAUGUCAGAGGAAGAUCUGGCUCCUGUGAUGCGUCAGCGGAGCAACACACUUCCCAAAAGCUUUGGCUCUCAACUGGAGAAGGAGGAAGAGAAGAAGCAAGAGGUGGCUGAUAAAUCAACAAAACCAGCAGUGGAAGCAACCCUGGAAUCCAUGCAGAAGAAACUCCAGGAGAAAAGGGCUGAGGCAAACCGGCCUGAAGACAUUAAGGACAUGACUAGGGACCAGAUAGCAGACGAGAAGGUGGCUCUUCAGAAAUCCCUCUUGUAUUACGAGAGCAUCCAUGGAAGGCCAGUAACAAAACAUGAACGGCAGAUGAUGAAGCCCCUAUAUGACAGAUACCGUUUGGUCAAACAGAUCCUCUCAAGGGCCAACACCAUCCCAAUUAUCGGUUCCCCCUCCAGCAAGCGGAGAAGUCCUUUACUGCAGCCCAUUAUUGAGGGUGAAACUGCUUCCUUCUUCAAGGAGAUAAAGGAAGAAGAUGAUGGUUCUGAAGAAGACAGUAACACAAAACCAGAUCUCACUGUCACCAUAAAAUCAGACUGCAACGUGAUAAGUUUUUUGGACCAACUGGAAGAUGACACUGAUGGCUUUGUUUCUCCAGUUGAUGACAGGAUUCCUUCAAGAGGUGGCCAGGACAUGGGGCUGUCAAAUCUUCAUGCUGCAUCUAUGCCAGAACUUGUAGAGCAGCUUCAAGAAGUCAGAGAAGAGAAAAAGAGGAUCAGGAAAAAACUGAGAGAUUUUGAGGAUAAUUUUUUCCGACAAAAUGGAAGAAAUGUCCAGAAAGAAGACCGUACUCCUAUGGCUGAAGAAUAUAAUGAAUACAAGCAGGUUAAGGCCAAGCUGAGGCUGCUGGAGGUCUUAAUCAGCAAAAGAGAUAUUAGUUCCAAGAUCAUGUAAUGAAGUCACAUUCAAUGUUGCCAGUAGAAUUAAGAAGUUGACCAAGCCAAAGGAAUGAUUGCUUGAAGAACUCAGCAAGAGUCUUAUACCAUGAGGGCCUUUUUAGCAGUUCUCCCUGGAUUGUGGCUAACAAAAGAGGGGAGGAAGGUUGCCAACACCUUUCUCCACACUUGUGGCCUAUUUUGCCUCCAGGAUGGUCACCCAAGCCAGCACAAGUUGGAGGAAGGGGGAAUUAGGAUGCCCUCAGAAGACUCUGCACCCAGAAGGUCCUUUUGCUUUGAUCAGCCUGUGACUUGUGAACUGCUCAGACUAACCGAGUCUGAUUUAUAUCUUCUCUAACAUGUCAGUGCAAAAGAGGCAAACUAGUUUGAGUUAUCAUGAAUCUCCAAAUAAUUGUAACUGUAAUUGCCAGACCAAUAAAGCACCCAGGUCUGUUUUAAUGGGGAAGGGCUCGCGUUCUGCGGUGAUUCUGUGGUUCUGCAAUUUAGGUUUGUUGACGUUUUAGUUUGCUCCACAUGGAGCCUGAAUUGCCACUUAGUGGAAAGCAAUAUGUUGCUAGCUUGGCCUUCAACAUGACUUUUUUAAACCUUUUUUAAAAAAAAAAGAAAGAACUGUGUCCUUUGUGGAUUUUUGUCCCUCCUGAAAAGUUAUCUCACAACUGCUUCAUCAGUUUGAAUAGAGAAGAAAAACAGCUGAGGAGGUGGACCCCUCAGAGAAAUCUGUUUCAGAUACUUAAUGGUGACUUCAAGUGAUUGUUAAGUGGAAGGGACUGGGUUGUGAUUUUUCUACCAUGUUGUGGGUGACCCUAAUGUUCCUCAAAAAUAUUAUAGUAGCAGUUCCUCAACAGAACGAUCAGUAAUAGAAGACAAUAGCCUCCUCUGUUGUCACUUUUCUUCUGUAAUGAUAGAAUGAGUUAUACAAUGGAUUCUUGGUUCACGGAGGAUGAUAAUGAGAUCUGCCUGCUGAUUACUGGAAUACUUUCUAGAAGGUCCAAAGCAUGCCAUCUGUAGCUGAUGCAUAGGGGUUUCUCAGCAGACAAAAUGAUACAGAAAGGCUUCCCCAUCAUUAAAAAGUGUGAAGUUCUCUUAAUGUUUUUUUUUUAAGGGCAGUGUCAGUCUGUGCUGUUUCCUUACACUGUAAGAGCCAACGGCGAGGUUGUAUUCUUUCUGUUCAUAUUUAGCUGCAGCUGCUUGUAUGGCUGUGUUGUUGCUAUACUUUCAAAUAGCUUAUGUAAAAUUGUAGGUACAUUGAUGCACUUUAGAAAGAGAGAGAAUUUUAUAUUUUUUUAAAAAUCAAAAACAAAUAGUAAGCAUAACCAAAACUGUACUUUAAGAAAGAAAAACAAUAAUAAUGUUUUGCCUACUUGGCCUUUUUGUUAUGCCAUUCUUCUGGGGAGGAAAAGUAUGUCUAAAAUUCAUUUUUAGGAUCUGUCUACAGAAGCAAGCAGCUGAUGGGAAAGUUAUGUUGUAACCAACAGAAACUUUUCCAAUGCCAGCCCUAGGAAGUUUUUCAAUGUGUGUUUGAUAACAGUGAAGAAUGGCUGAUCAGGGUUCAUAGAGCUGCUUCCUUAUCUGUAACUAUGAAAAUCUGUUAAAUUGAAAACUUGGUUACAAAAUUCACAAAUCCCAUUAAAUUAAUGCUUGUCAUAACUGAAUAGCAAUUAUGAAGAUUUUCUGAUUAAAAUUGAUGCACAAAAAUGUGGGCCUGGAUCCAAAGAAACUAGUACUGUGAGCCUAAGCCGGGGUUGGAAUUGUGAAGCCCUAGAGAUUUUGUUGAACUGCAGAUCCUUCGGCAUUGGUUAUGGUAAUUAGGGCUGUUGGGAGUUGGAAGUUCAAUGACAUAUGGUGAGCUGCACAGUUCUCAUCCAUAGCCUAAAGGAACUGUAUGGUUAUUUCCCUCAUAGAUCAAAUCCUUUAUUGCCACAUGACAGAAUGCUUUCGAAAUUGAGGGGGCAGAGGCAUGAAGAAAAAGUAGCCAAAAACUUCACUAGGCCAACACAAGCCACUGACUUGAGCCUCUCAAUGCAAUCCUGUACAUAUUGACUCAGAAUUACGUUUUACUGAGUUCAGUGAAAUAAUACUUUCAGGUAGGCGUCACAGGACUUCCUCCUAAGAAACUCUUUGGAUCUCCAUCAUCAUUUUUACUACAGCUUUUCUUACCAAAAUUACUGCUUGUAACUUUUUUUAAAAAAUGUUAUAUACAGGUAUCUAGUUUCAGUGUCUAGAUUAAGAUAACCUCUGUCCUGUGACACUAAUAGAGUGAUGCAACAUGAGUGAGAAUGGUUCAGAUGUGGAUCUCAGUUUUCUGUUUGAGCCCAUGUGCUUCUAUUUCAAAAUGUUAAUAUAAAUAAAUGAGGUUGAGAUGUUUAUUUUAAAGCAAAAUAAGAAUGGUAAUUAAUGAAUCACACUCCGAUAUAAAUGAUUCCUAGAUUCUACUUCUAAAAAUGAAAAGAAAAAAAAACCUGGUAAUUUGUGAACAGGCAAACAGUCCAAUCGUUAACAUUUUUAUAUUAAAAUAAAUGUGGAACAGUGAAUGUUAUCUUCUAUGAAUCAUUUUGUUAGGCUUCCAGGUUUGAUUUGUGUACUUGUGUUCAGCCUGAAUAUUUUGUAGCCUAAAUUGCUUUUUCUUUAACCAAAAUGAAAGCACCUGCAGGUUCAAGGCAAGGAAAAUGGUAUGAGCUAGGCUUCCUGAUGGGUUGGAUGGCAUGAAAUGGUUAUUUAUCCCCAGAAGAGAAGCCAACUCCUAUCAAGGUGUGUAUCUGGUGCCCAGGUCAGCUAAGUAAAAACUUGCUGAGCUCCCACAAUCCCUGUGACAAUUCUUCUUGCUGUUCAGAAGAGAAAAUGGCCAAAUGGUAAAUGUCAUGCUUAUCCUCCCUGACUUUGAAAGAUUAAUCCCUUUUUAAGAGGAUUUAUGUUCCUACAAUUGGAAAAUGCCAGCAAGUUCUUACAGUUCAAUUGCACUCCUAUCGCUAUGGUGAGAAAAGCAGGUGGAAGGAGUGGUUGGAAUCUGAUCCUGCUCUCUUUUGGGCAUAACCUGAAAAGGGUGAAAGAGCUUCUCAACAAGUUUGGUAAAGUCCUCUGAAAAGUUACAGACGCUGGCUGGCAUCCUAUUAGGUAUUUAUGUUACCAUAAACUGACAUGCAGUUUCAGAAAGGUGAUUCGCUCAUAUUAUGGUGGUGUGUAUCGUUCAUAUUAUCAGGAAACAGAGAUGUCUCUGGGACCAUUGCACAAAUGGUGCCUGCAGUGUGACUGUUGUGUAGCAUGGUGCUUCAUUGUGCAUUGUUGCACUUCACUAGCCUGGUUAUGUAUCAUGUCACUGAUGUAACUCCAUCAUAAAAGUUAUGCAUUGUAGCCUCUGGUGCAGGAUCUCAGCUGCCUUCUUCACAGAUCUAGUGGCAUACUGGUUGGAUGCACAACUGCUCUCGGUAGUUGUGUACCAUGUGAGUGAGUUUAUCCCAGGGUACUUUGCAGCAUGCAAAGUUGUCCUCUUAUCCCUUUCCCUCUGAACCACUAACAUUCCUGCCUCAAGAAAUUGCCUUAUGUUUCAGCUUUGGUGGAAGCACAGCAAUGGAGAGGCUAUGUGACUGUUGAUCAUGCUACUGAUGUGAAGGACUGUUUAUAUUCAGAGAUAGAUUAAACAAGGAUUGUAGAGACUAUGGCUAAUGAAAAGAGGUAAUUUGCCAUCAUAAUCUCCCUGCCUACUUCUAGGUUUAUGUUUCCAAAUGGAUGAUCCCCUGCAGAUCUGCAGAGGUGCCCUCAUAAAACUGUAAUUCCCAGGACUCUUUGGAGCAAUUAUUAAACCAACAUUAAACUAGGGAUCUGAACAUGGUCAUCUUGGCUUGUUGAGUUUUUUUCAAAACCCUUCCCCUCUUGUUUCAUACUGGGUUGUAAGAUGUUCCAUCCUCUUGCCACACCAAAAUAUGUGCAGAUUUUUUCCUAAUUUACACAUUUAAUUGUACAAUUGAUUUAAUUUACACAACUUUUCCCAGUUAACUAAAGCAGGGGUUGGAAUCAUAAAACCUUCAGGUCACAUGCAGCCUGAGAAAAAUAGUGUCAGCAUUGGGACCCUCCGGAAAGCCUCCUACAAAUUUUUUCCCUUCUUGGAUACAAUUAUUUUUUAUAAUAGCAUUUUGUGGGGUCACCACCUAAAACAGGGCCUUGAAAGUGAUUUAGGAGUGGCAAAUAAUUGGCACAGCACAACCUAAAAGGGUUCUCUGGGCCAUCCUUAAGUAUUUCUUUGCCUUUUCCCCAUUCUGCACAUUUUAGCCAUUCACAUUUGAACACACAUUGAUUUGCACACUUUAUUUCUCUUUAAAUCUCAGUAAACCUCACAAACGUGUGCGUGCUUGAGGCAAGGUUCACAUCUUCUCUCCACUGGUAUCAGGUGAAUCAAACGUUACUUUCCCCAAGACUGUUGAAUCCAUAAAUUAUUUCUAGAAAAUUGUCGUCUAGUUAUGUCCUUUUUGUCUUUGCUUCUCCACAACUGUCCCAUUAUAAAUUCUGGUGAAAUGGUCUCAGAGUUACCUUGUUCCUUGCCACAGCCAGGUAAUUUUAUCAAAAUGAUUCUGUUCAUAAUGUAGAAAAAUCAUAAUGUAGGAAACCAAGGAAGCACAAGACAAAUGAUUCACCCAAUCCCAUCCUGCUUUUCCCCACAAUGAAAGCACAUGGUCCUUUUGAGAGUACCAAAUACUGUAUGUCACUAAUAAAAGUGGCCUAUUCUUUGGGCAACUUCUUCCCAACAUUUCUGUUAAAAAUUAUCCUAGAGACACUAUGACUUCUCUGAAAAUAUCUGAGCUUUUAUGAUGGCAAAUAAAACCAAAGGUGCUUUGAGGGGUAAGACUCCUAUCAUGUAUACCCAGAGACACUGUGCAAAUAAUUCAUGUUUUUUCUUAAAUGUUUUUUCCUGGUAUGGAAACAGGCAGAAGCAGCUGAAGGAAAACUUCAUCUGAGGGCAUCGAAAAACAGGAGAUUUGUAAAUAUUCCUGAAUCUCCAAUGAGGUGGCAUAUAUGCAAAUACUUUAUAAUAUCAAGUCAGGUGUCAAAUUGUAUUUCAUUUUUGUAUCAACUCGACAUUGCUGAUAGGUGUUCUACACUUGUUUGAAAACAAAAUGUUUGCAGUGAUCUUCAGCUUGUUUAGCUCUCUGCAUGCACUGACAAUCCGUAUCUUGACUGUCUGUAUGUAAUACCUAGAAUUCUAUUAUGUCAGACACAAUCCAGGACAAGUCCUCUGUGCAAGUUCAAAACCUGAAAAGUUACUUUUUAGACUAUACACCCACAAAUCUUCCAGCCAGCACAGCCACUGAAUAUGCUGGAUGGUGGAUUCUGGGAGCCGUACUCCAAAAAGGAACUUUUCUCAGGUCUGCAUAAGCCCUGUUGAAAUGAGAGGAUACUAUUGUACAGCUUUCAGCCAUUUCAGUACAGCAUGUGCAAAAGCUGUUCCUCAAGACCUGUGCCUCUAUGUUGUAUGGAUAUACGGCUUCUUUAUGCCAAAAACUACCAUAUGUACCAUGUAAGGUGUAUAAAUCCUUUUGCCAGACUUCACUCUUGUUAUAAAAGCAACAAUACCGUUUUUCCUUAGCUUUAGGCACCAGCUUGUGGGCUCCCUUCUCUUGUUUACAUCACUUAAAAGAUAACAAAAUUCAGUUGUAGCUGUCUUUCUUUUUUUAAGUAAAUUGACAACUGUUCUGUGUGUACAUUUUUGUACAUGAUUGUAUUUUGUAUAAAACAAAAUAAAGCCUAUUUUUGACUGCAA